Sitodiplosis mosellana (orange wheat blossom midge) is the source of this 739-nucleotide messenger RNA. Its product is annotated as neuroserpin-like. The transcript has 2 exons. The record is from RefSeq and is a predicted model, not a curated record. Bases 146 to 565 code for a protein of 139 amino acids. Lineage: Eukaryota; Metazoa; Arthropoda; Insecta; Diptera; Cecidomyiidae. Gene Ontology annotation, molecular function: serine-type endopeptidase inhibitor activity.
UGACGAUUACACCAUAGCCACUGUGAACCAAAUUUAUGUGCAGGAAAAGUGUGGAAUCAGCGAACAAUUUCAACAAAUUGCAAAUUCCAAAUUUGCAUCAGGAGUUGAACAUCUCAAUUUUAGGGAACAAAAUAACAGUAUAUGAAUGAUUAAUCAAUUUGUUGAAAGGAAAACGAACAAAAUCGUUCAAAAUAUAAUAAUGCCGAGCAUGCUGAAUAAGGAAUCGAACAUAAUUUUGGUAAAUACCAUUCAUUUCAAUAACAAUUGGCUCUAUCCAUUCGAAAAAGACUGUACGUACCGUGGCGACUUUUUUAUCGGUGAAAAUGAAACCGUCGAGGUCGAGUACAUGUGCAUCAAAACUCGAAAUGUGUAUGGUCCAAUACACAAUUACAAGUACCUACACGGUUUGGAUGCUUCGGCGGUUGAGAUCUAUUUUGGUAAUACACAAUUCACGUUUGUUAUCGUAUUGCCCAAUAAUCGCACGGGCCUAACCGAUCUUGAAGCCAAACUGAAUGACUAUGAACUUAAAUAUAUUAUGAAGAACCUUGGCAAUGAGCGAAAUUGACUUUGACAUCGAAUUAAAUACAAUUUUGAAAAAUCUGAAUAUUACUGAAAUAUUUAGUGACAAUGCCGAUUUAAGUGAAUUUUCCGGAUGCGAUGCAACAUUUCAUGUUGAUAAAAUCAUUCAAAAAGCAUAUUUUGGCAUUGAUGAGUUGGGAACUCUCGGGACUAAAGGAGG